GUAUAUAUGCAAGUCCCUAUAUAAAACAGGAUACAUGGCCUCCCUUCCUUUUCAAGUUUCCCAAUGGCUGCAGCAAUCAACUUAUUCCUUAUCUUUACAAUCUUUUUCUGCACUUGCAAUGCUGCCAAGAAACCAACUCCUUUACCUACAUUUCCAGCCAUUCUUGUCUUUGGUGAUUCAGUAAUGGAUUCUGGCAAUAACAACUAUAUCCUGACGUGGAUCAAAGCUAAUUAUCAUCCCUAUGGUCAAGAUUAUGCAGGGGGGAUUCCAACAGGAAGGUUUUCAAAUGGAAAACUAAUUCCUGACAUGUUGGCUUCAAUUCUUGGAAUUAAAGAAACUGUUCCUCCUUUUCUGGAUCCUAGACUUUCCAAUGAUGAUCUCAUUACUGGUGUUAAUUUCGCAUCAGCUGGUUCCGGAUUUGAUGAUUCAACCAGUAUAUUUUCCCAAGCUAACCCUGUUUCCAAGCAAAUAGAGCUCUUUAGAAACUAUAUAGAGAGACUUAAAGGAAUUGUCGGGGAAGAAAAGGCUCUGAAGAUAAUUCAUAGUGCUUUGGUGAUUCUUAGUGCUGGAACAAAUGAUUGGUUCUUUAAUUUCUACGACAUUCCUGCAAGAAGGUUGCACUUCAAUGUAAGUGGAUACCAAGAUUUCCUAUUGGAUAAGAUCCACAGCGUUGCUAAGGAAUUAUAUGAUCUCGGUUGCCGUUCGAUGGUUGUAAGCGGGCUUGGGCCAACAGGAUGCUUACCUGUACAAAUGAGUAGGAGUCUUCAGAAUCUAUCACAGAGACAUUGCUUGAAGGAUCAGAAUAGAGAUUCUCAAGCUUACAAUCAAAAGCUUGUGAAGCUAUUAAGUCAAAUGCAGGCAACUCUUCCGGGGAGCAGAAUUGUCUAUAAUGAUUUCUAUAGACCAGUAAUUGACAUGAUUACUUAUCCAAAAAAAUAUGGUUUUAGUGAAACCAAGAAAGGGUGCUGCGGAAGUGGACUACUUCAGGUAUCAUUUCUGUGCGAUCCAUGGACUCCAACGUGCGAAGACCCUUCUAAAUUCUUAUUUUGGGAUAUGAUUCAUCCAACUUUAAUAGCCUACCAGUAUCUUGUUAGAUAUAUGGUGAAGGAUGUUCUUCCUAAAUUUUUCUAGUUUCAGCGCUUCAAUUCUUGUAGAGAGUAAUUAAGCUCUCCCUAUGUAAAUCCAUUUGUUUAAUAGCAAUAACCACACUAUCGUGUUCCAAAUAACACAAGAAAUCAAAGUCCUUAAUUGAUUAAUUCGCCUUAGCUUAGCUCUCCCUAUGUAAAUCGAUGUUUAUGGAAUUUAAUCUUGUGGUAGGUUUUUAUUGUCA
Messenger RNA from Ricinus communis (castor bean), 1330 nucleotides. RefSeq names its product GDSL esterase/lipase At2g30310-like. Gene Ontology annotation, molecular function: hydrolase activity, acting on ester bonds. NCBI's taxonomy places the organism in Eukaryota, Viridiplantae, Streptophyta, Magnoliopsida, Malpighiales, Euphorbiaceae. The record is from RefSeq and is a predicted model, not a curated record.